UCACGUGACACACCAUGUGACUGUACAAAAUGGUAGACGAAAAAAAAUGAAAUUAAACAACUAGCAACAACUAUGAGUGUUUUUAAAAGUAUAGCAGCAGGACUAAAGUCUAUCACAUCCAGAGACACUGUCAAACAAGAUAUACCAAUAGGGGUUUCAAAGUCAACUGUCAACUUUGAUGCUGGUGCAGAACUUCUUGACAGUUACCAGGAAAUUUGGAAGGAACUCCAUGACAAUUGUCAACAAAAUGCAAGGAGAGCAGAGGAUACUGAUAGCCAGAUAACAGAGCUGUACAUUAGAUAUGACAGACAACAGGAAAUGAUGUCACAGUUACAUGAAAGUCUAGUUUCCUUACCAAUACUGGUGUCUCAUUUACAACAAGCUACAGAUUUACUAGCAUCAUUAGAAGGAGAAUAUGAAAAAGUCAAUUCAGCUUUAAUACAACUAGAAGAUGUAAUUGAAGAAAAAGAACUGCUGAAUGCACAGGUCAUUGACACUCAGAAACUGUCCUCAUAUAAUCAGAGAAAACAAGAUGAACUAGAAAAUUGUAAAGUUCAGUUAGCUAGAGACCAUGCUAAAAAGAUACAUGACUAUGAGAAAAGAAAGAAAAACAUACAGAAAGAAAGAGAAGAAGCUUUCCAGGAUGCAUUUGAAGAUGAUCUUGAUUAUUACAAAACAUAUGGUCGUGUUGAUAAAGUAUCUGUGACAAGUUCAGAGGGAAGUAAAAAGGUUGAUAUAGCUGAUGUUUCAUUUGAAGAAGAAGAUGAUGUAUUAGAUGAAUUCCUUGGAUCAACUGAAGUAACACCUGCAAAUGAAAACUUACCAGAGUCAAAUGAAGAAACAGAAAACAUGUUUAGUGAAGAUGAUUAUAUUCCAAAGUUAGAUGAAGAAUCAGAUUUUAUAAAAUCUGGGGAUACUGCAACAAGUGACAGUGAUGUUGACAAUAGACAAGCAAACAAACUGGAACAGCAAAAUUCAAUACAAACUUGGAUAAACAACAGCAGUCCCAAAGAAAAAGGGUCAGGUGAAGGUCAUGAGGCAAAGAACAAUUCGACAAAUAGUGGAGGAGAAAAGACAGAUCAAGAAAGUGAUGCUCCUGAAAAAACAGAACAAAAUAAAGAUACUUCUACUGAGAAGUCUUAAUAUUUGUAAUUAAAUACAGUGUACGCAUUCCAAAAAUGUUGUUAUUUUAUUAAUAGGACUACUUCUUGAGAAGCACUCUAAAGUUUAUCAUGUAAAGACAGAUAGACUUGUGUAAAUGUUAAAAUUGUUUUUCUGCAUUUUAUUUAUUGAUAAGGACAAGUAUUCUAUAAACAAAUACUUAGGUAAUAGGAAAUGAAAAAAACAUACAACAUUAAUUGACCACUGGCUUGUAUGUAGGAAGCAACCAUUUAACUUCAAGGGGGGAGUUAUGGUUUUUGUCUGAGUCAGAAAAAUGUUUUUCUCGCAAAGCGCGGACAUUUUUUAUAGUUUUUCAACGCUAUCAAUCAACUUAUUUUUUCCAAAAUUUAACACUAUAAGGUAUGGGGAAAAUCUGAAUUCAGAAUAUUUUUUUUGUCAUCUGCUUGACCACAAUAUUUUUUUUCAUCAAAUUGGGGAUCAGAAUAUUUUUUUAGGAAAAAACCAUAACACCCUUAUUGAGAAUGAAAUAUAAAUUUUAGCCAAUGUUUUUGAAUUUCCUUCCAGUUUUAGAAAUGGAAGACUUUCUUUGUUCUUAAAUUCAGAGCAAAGGCAACUACCAUACCUAAGAUUUAAUUGAAAAAAAAAGUUUUUGCUUAUAAUUUUCUUUGAAACCGAAUUAAAGUAUGAUAAUGCAUUAGAUUAUGUUUUAUUUGAUAUAAUACAUUAGUAACAAUUGAAAUGAUUCAACUACUUCUUGCCACUGGUUCAGAUGUAUUCUGUUUUCAGUUGGAUAUGUUAAAAGACCUAGCUAUUGCUCAAGUCACAAUUUAGUAUGGAAAAAUAUUUUAAUAUAACAGCAAAUUGUGCUUCUCAAGAAUUAGUCCUGCACAUCGUUUGAUAAUGUCAGUAAAUGCUUUAUUCAUAAAUAGAACUGGACGAUCAGUUAGAACAUUUUUUAAACUUCUUUUCGGGAACAUCAUUUUUUUUAAGCUUGACCUGUACAACCACCCCAUGAAAUAUUGAUAUAAAAGAAGAGAUGCAGAUAUCAAAAAAACUUACUGGGGAUUCAUUUAUUUUCAUGGGUACCAAAUUUGAUGGUUGAGGCAAACUUGAAUUUUUGUGGAUAUUUGAUUCCCUGGUUUUGCAAAUGUCAGCAUACAAGCCUAAACAAAGUUUAUACUUCGCUUAACAUUUAAAUUCUUGUUGAACCGAUAAAAACGCAAAAUCCAAAAAAUUAUACCGCCCGAAUAAUGAUUAAUCCACAGUUGUGAAACAACUUGUAUCGCAUUUAUUGACAUUGCUUAUUUGUUAUAUAUGACCAUAUUAUUUUUCUUUUUAAAAGCUUUUAACAUGUUUAAUGCAAUGGGAACAAUGUUUAAUCUAGUUUUCUUUAGCUUCUUUAUGAAAUAAAAAAAAUAUAUAUUGUGAA
Molecule: messenger RNA, 2551 nt
Organism: Mytilus californianus (California mussel)
Lineage: Eukaryota; Metazoa; Mollusca; Bivalvia; Mytilida; Mytilidae
Product: dysbindin protein homolog
Exons: 8
Coding region: 73-1143 (356 amino acids)
Biological process (GO): negative regulation of protein kinase activity
Cellular component (GO): cytoplasm
Source: RefSeq, a predicted model, not a curated record